Molecule: messenger RNA, 998 nt
Organism: Diabrotica virgifera virgifera (western corn rootworm)
Lineage: Eukaryota; Metazoa; Arthropoda; Insecta; Coleoptera; Chrysomelidae
Product: GILT-like protein 1
Exons: 4
Coding region: 193-876 (227 amino acids)
Molecular function (GO): oxidoreductase activity, acting on a sulfur group of donors, disulfide as acceptor
Source: RefSeq, a predicted model, not a curated record
ACAAUACAAACAAUGUAAUACCUCAACCUUGAUACCGAUGAUAUUAUGUCUACUAAUCUUAUGCGAAACGUGAUGCUUGCAAUUAUGAGAUGCCCCACUCGCCCCCUCUAAUAAUGGAGCCCCGUGUUCGAGCGCGGCGCGGCGUGUUUAACGUCUAGUUACUAAUUGUCCGCCGUUAUUGACAAACAUAAAAUGGAAAGUGUCACGGUUUUGUUUGUUGCUUUAUGUUUUGCCGGCAUUUCCGUACAAGCUGCUGAUCUAAAAGUUAGCGUCUACUAUGAAUCUUUGUGUCCAGAUAGUAUCAAAUUUAUCAAAGAUCAGUUCAACCCUGCUUACAGCACUGUACUUAAGGACAAAAUAAACGUAGACUUUGUGCCUUUUGGAAAAGCAACGGCGAUAAAGAGUAAUGGUACAUGGAGCUUUACGUGCCAGCACAAAGAACCUGAAUGCUACGGUAACAAAGUUCAGUCAUGUGCAAUUGACAUUGCUUCGUAUAAUACAAGUAUCGAAUUUGUCGUGUGUGCUAUGAAGUCAGGAGAUGCUAGCGAUGAUGAAUUACUUAAACAGUGUGCUGAAGACAACCAAAUCAAAUGGGAUGACAUCGACAAUUGCUUAAAAUCAGGUAAAGGUGAUGAGCUUCUUGCAAAGUACGGCGACCGUACCAAUGCCGUAACUCCAAAAAUCACUUUUAUCCCGACGAUAGUAUUCAAUGACGUCUACACCGACAAACUUCAAGAAUUGGCCCUAAAAGACUUUUUAACAGUAUCAGAGGUGUUGCUGGAGAAACCAGACUGUAGCAAAUGUUCUAGCUCUAGAAUGGCUUUAUCUAUAGCUGUUCUAUUGUUGCCUUUGAUAUCAAUGUUAAAACUUCGUUGAUAACUUUGUUUUAAUCUUUAAUUUAUAGGUAAAUAUAUUUUAAAAAAUUGUUAAUUUCAAAGAUGUCAGGAUUGUCUAGUGUAAAUACAUUUUGUACAUUGCAAUAAACUAAUUGAAACUGA